AUGAAUUCGGUGCUUCAGGCUCUUCAACGACUCGCAAACCCCGCUCAGUUUGAGAACGCUGCGGUCGAGAAGCUUCUUCUCUAUCUCAUCAUCGUGUGCUACGAAGCCGAUGCGAUCACUCAAACCGAGGACUUGUCGCACGAAGACGAGCAAGCCGAGCUCUCCGACGAAGCGCGCGCCGCGCAGUUCGAAACCCAGACGCUCUUCGACGGUUUGAAUUCCCUGGUUUCCACGCUGUUCAGCACGGAACUGCUUCCGAACGCCUUCACGACGAUCGUUCGACGCAUCCCGCAGACCUCGCUCACCUCCAAGAGCCGCCCGGCCUAUCCGGAUCUCUCGCCGAUGGCGCUGUUCCAAGCGGACUGGGAGUCGCAGAUCGCGAUCUACACGUUGUACAGACUGGGUAUUUCCUUCCCUGCGCAGCUGCAGUACUUGUUCAUCAACAAUGUGAACGGGCUUUCGCAGCAGCGAGUGAUGUCGCUGCGCGCCUACACGCAUUUCUACCUAACGAAGCCGGUUUUGCUGGAGAACGUGAAGCGUGCGACGCAGAUUUUGCAGAAGGAGGAUCUGGAAGACGUGACGAUUGACACGAAGUCGGACGGCAUUUACAUGCAGUUGAUGAUCGAUAUGACGCCGGUGGUGGUGCAUUUCGUGUUCUCCGACUAUUAUCCGCUGGAUAUUUCGAUCCUGAUUCAUAACCAGAACUCCUUCCUGCGCGCUGCGUCCGUCGAGAAAUGGCAAGUGAUGAUCCGCAAACGACUCUCAAACAACCGGCCUUUCUAUAUGAGCAUGGUUCUCAUCGCCAAAUCGCUGCUUCACCACGUGUCCAAUCUCGAGCCCUGCCCGAUUUGCUACUGCGUGCUGCACCCUUCGACGCAUUCGCUGCCCGAUCGGAACUGCUCGCACUGCGUGGGACGCUUCCACAGCAGCUGCUUGACGACGUGGUUCAAAAACUCGCAGAGUCACAACUGUCCGCUCUGUCGACAGCCCAUCGCGUUGUAG
Blastocystis hominis is the source of this 1002-nucleotide messenger RNA. RefSeq lists its product as hypothetical. The record is from RefSeq and is a predicted model, not a curated record. Gene Ontology annotation, cellular component: RQC complex; cytosol. NCBI's taxonomy places the organism in Eukaryota, Bigyra, Opalinata, Blastocystidae. The transcript is spliced from 4 exons. Gene Ontology annotation, molecular function: ribosomal large subunit binding; ubiquitin protein ligase activity. Gene Ontology annotation, biological process: rescue of stalled cytosolic ribosome; ribosome-associated ubiquitin-dependent protein catabolic process. The coding region runs from base 1 to 1002 and encodes 333 amino acids.